UGCAUCACCAACGAGGUUAUUUUUCGUUAUUUAAUUAAUACUCAUCAAGCUAUUACCAAGCUUCACUCCAUAUAAGCUGGUAAAGUUCUUAUCUGCGACAGAGAUAAAGUGAUACACACAAAAAAUUGUGGACAUGGAUUCCCUGAAAGCUAACCCAACCACACACAGCCACAUCCACAUAGUAGCCAUGCCUUAUCCAGGUCGCGGCCACAUCUACCCCAUGAUGAACCUCUGUAAGAUACUUGUUUCGAAAAACAACAAUAUUCUCGUCACCUUCGUUGUCACUGAAGAAUGGCUUGGUUUCAUCGGCUCCGACCCAAAGCCCGACAACGUUCGCUUCAGCUCCAUACCCAACGUUAUUCCGUCAGAGCUAGUCCGUGCCGCAAACUUUAACGCCUUCAUCGAAGCUACCAGGACAAAGUUGGAAGCUCCAUUUGUGCAGCUCCUUGAUCGGAUUGAGCUGCCGCCGGUGACAGUUAUUUUAGCUGAUAUCACUCUUUUCUGGGCAGUUGGCGUUGGGAACCGAAGAAAUAUUCCGGUCGCAGCCUUUUGGCCUUCGUCGCCGUCUAUGUUUAUGAUCCUCCAGCAUUUCGAUCUUUUAGUUCAAAACGGUCAUUUCACUGCUGACAUCUCGGAUGAGGAGCGUGUAGAGUACAUUCCUGGAAUUUCUUCCACACGGCGAGUGGAUAUUCCGUUUGAUGGUAGAAACCAAGAAAUGACGAACUGGUUCUUUGAAAUUUUUUCGUGGGUAAGCAAAGCACAGUACCUCUUAUUCACUUCUAUCUAUGAGCUGGAAUCCAAAGCAAUCGAUGUUUUAAAAGAAAAAUUUUCAUUCCCUGUAUAUGCUAUGGGCCCGACCAUACAUGACUUGGAUCUUGGAGAAAAUACAAAUCUUAGUGACAACAAUUAUCUACAUUGGCUAGAUUGUCAACCUAAAAGUUCUGUUCUAUAUAUUUCAAUGGGAAGCUUUCUUUCAGUUUCUUGUGCCCAAAUGGAUGAAAUUGUAGCUGGUUUGCGUGAUAGUGGUGUCAGAUUCUUAUGGGUGGCACGUGAUGAGACUUGCAAGUUAAAAGAGGUUUGUGGUCAUAUGGGGUUAAUAGUGCCUUGGUGCGACCAAUUGAGAGUCUUAUCUCAUUCUUCCAUUGGAGGAUUUUUGUCACACUGUGGUUGGAAUUCCACUCGAGAAGGUAUGUUCUAUGGUCUUCCUUUUCUUACCUUCCCCAUAGCAUUUGAUCAAUUCUUUAAUAGUAAGCUAAUUGUGGAGGAUUGGAAAAUUGGAUGGAGGAUGAAGCAAAAUGUCAAAGCGGACAAUUUGGUGACAAGAGUGGAAAUUGCAAAGUUAGUGCAGAAAUUUAUGGAUUUGGAGAGUGAUGAGGUGAAAGAAAUUAGGACAAAAGCAAGUGAAGUUAAACAAAUAUGUCAACGUUCAGUUGCAAAAGGUGGAUCAGCUGAGACAAGCAUUAAUGCCUUCGUUAAGAACCUUUUAGAUUGCCAUGGUUAUUGAGUAAAUGUAACCAUUUUGUUCUUUGGUGGCACCAAUACAUUAGUUAGUGGCCAUUGUCUUUGAGAAUUCCAAGUUGAUCUUAAAUUUGGUUAUGAGAUUUACUGAUAAUCAACAUGAUUUUAGUGAAA
Messenger RNA from Quercus lobata, 1632 nucleotides. Its product is annotated as UDP-glycosyltransferase 87A1-like. Bases 134 to 1504 code for a protein of 456 amino acids. Lineage: Eukaryota; Viridiplantae; Streptophyta; Magnoliopsida; Fagales; Fagaceae. The record is from RefSeq and is a predicted model, not a curated record. The transcript is spliced from 2 exons. Gene Ontology annotation, molecular function: quercetin 7-O-glucosyltransferase activity; quercetin 3-O-glucosyltransferase activity.